Molecule: messenger RNA, 3606 nt
Organism: Polyodon spathula (Mississippi paddlefish)
Lineage: Eukaryota; Metazoa; Chordata; Actinopteri; Acipenseriformes; Polyodontidae
Product: zonadhesin-like
Exons: 14
Cellular component (GO): membrane; extracellular matrix
Molecular function (GO): protein binding
Source: RefSeq, a predicted model, not a curated record
CCUUGGGGACUGGGAGAAAGACACUGUUUGCGAACGUCCCAUCGUCACAACACCAACUGCUGCAUCAACUCCAACAGCCCUGCCAGGAGGUUGUCCUAUGGACUGCAACUUUGACCGUGGCUUCUGUGAAUGGACCCAGUCUACAACGGACAGGUUUGACUGGACAAGAAUGCAAGGCUCAACACCUUCCCCAUACACAGGGCCGUCUUAUGACCACACCUCUGGAGGCGGCCACUACGUUUAUAUUGAAGGCAAUCUUGCUGACACAGGAGAUUUAGCUCAACUGGUCAGUCCUGAAUGCACGGCUACGGGGCCUCAUUGCUUCCGAUUCUGGUAUCACAUGUAUGGAGUUGCUCGCACCAUGGCCCUGAAUGUGUAUCUGGUGGAAAAUUCAACUCCAGUACUGAUGUGGACAGCAACAGGCAAUAAAGGAGACAGGUGGUAUUCAGCAGAGGUUGAACUGAACAUCUCAGGAAGAUUUAAGAUUAUCUUAGAAGGAGUGAGGGGCAAUGAUUAUCGAUCUGAUGUUGCUGUGGAUGAUGUGUCCAUUGAAUUCAGAUCUUGCUCAGGUACUACAACAGCCAAGCCCCCCCCCACACCCUCCCCAUCAACCACAACUACAACAGCAACAACCGUCACAACAAUAGGAUCCACGACUUCCGUGGAAACAGAGAGUGCCUGUGUUGUGUCGGGCGAUCCUCACUACCAGACCUUUGACAAGCAAAUGCAUCAUUUCAUGGGGAACUGUACCUACACAUUGUCCAAGAGGUGCAGUGCUCACAGCUCCUUGCCGUUCUUCAACGUUGAAGCUGCCAACGAAUACAGAAGAGGCAAUACGCGUGUAUCGUAUGUGAGCUAUGUGAACGUGGAGGUGGACAGCUACAGAAUCACACUGCAGAAGAACAGAGUAGUUAAGGUCAAUGGACAAAUGGAGAACGUGCCGGUGACAGUGACAUCAGGUUUACAUGUUGGACUAAGUGGCCGCUAUGUCAUGGUUUCCACUGGUUUUGGACUGCGAGUUAAAUUUGAUGGAGACCACAGAGUGGAGGUCACCCUGCCCAGUUCUUUCCGAGAGAAGGUUUGUGGAAUGUGCGGAAAUUACAAUGGAGAUCAAGCAGAUGAUUUCCUGAAUCCUGAUGGAGAAAUGGAACCAGACUCUACCAGCCUAGGCAACAGCUGGCAGGUUCACAAUGAGUCCAAUUGCUCAAGCGGUCCCGUAGUCUUACCAGAGUGCAGCGUGGAAGAGAAAGAAAUUAUUGAAAGCAAGAAUUACUGUGGUUUGAUCAUCGAUGAUCACGGGCCGUUCAAGAAAUGCCACUCGAAAGUAGCUCCAAGAGAUUACUUUGUGAAUUGUGUCUAUGACCUUUGUGAGCUCAACAUGGAUGUUGAUGCCCUGUGUAAGAGCCUGCAGUCCUAUGCAGAUAUGUGUCAAGCACAGGGGGUCGAUAUACCACCUUGGCGGAACUCAACAUUUUGUUCCAUACCGUGUGGACCAAACAGCCACUAUGAGCCGUGCAGCACUGCAUGCCCUGCCUCCUGUGUUAAUCCAAACGCUCCCUCCACUUGUAAUCUGCCUUGUGUUGAAGGCUGCGCCUGUGACAGUGGAUAUCUUCUGCACAACGACAGAUGUGUGUCCAGUAUGCAGUGUGGAUGCUGGCUUGAUGGAAAGCAUUACCCUGUUGGAUCUGAGUUCUGGACCGAUGACACUUGUUCAACGAAAUGCACGUGCCCUUCCCGAGGUGGGAAGUUAACGUGUUCCGCAACCUCAUGUCCAAAGGAUUAUUACUGCGGGAUUUCCAAUGGAGUGCCUGGCUGCUACCCGCAUACCUAUGGCAUCUGCAGGGUUCAUAAUGACCCUCACUACAACACAUUCGAUAAAGCUACCCAUCACUUCAUGGGCACUUGCACCUAUACAUUAGCCAAGCUCUGCACUAAUUCAUCCUCGCUCCCAUACUUCAACGUCGAAGCCAAGAAUGAAAAUCGGGGCCAUCCUUCCAUUUCCUAUGUGCAGCAAGUUCACAUAGAUGUUUACAAUCACAGAAUAUCCAUAGUGAGAGGGAACAUUAGUAGAGUCUUGGUCGGUGGUGUUUGGAGGACUCUUCCUGUCACGCUACUUGCAGGGGCGAUAACUGUGGGCAGGAGUGGGAGAUAUGUAGUUUUGGGGACCGAUUUCAAGCUCACAGUUUCUUAUGAUACUGAUCACACUGUAGAAGUGAAAGUGCCCAGCUCUUAUUUCAAUGGGACUUGUGGCAUGUGUGGCAAUUACAACAGUCUAAGAGGAGACGAGUACAUGAAACCUGAUGGGUCACAAGGAAAGGAUAGUAAUGAGCUUGGAAACAGUUGGCAGGUUGAAGAUGGUGAUUCCAGCUGUAUGCCCAAUCCUCCCCCAGACUUCUGUCUGCCAGAAGCAGAGGAACUCUAUGGAAGUGACAGUUUCUGUGGUCUGAUCACUAAAAAGGAUGGACCUUUUGCCAACUGUCUCUCUGUUGUUAAUCCGGAGAGCUUCUUUGAGAGCUGUGUUUUUGAUAUGUGUGCAUUAUCUGGAGCCCAUCAUUUGCUGUGUGAUGCUUUACAAGCAUAUGCAGAUGCCUGCCAGAGUGCUGGGGUGAACAUUCCACCAUGGAGAAAUACCACCUUCUGUCAAAUUCCAUGCCCAGCGAACAGCCAUUACAACGUCUGCUCAAGCGCCUGUCCUGCAACCUGCACAGAUCAGGGUGCGCCAGAGAACUGCAGCAGACCCUGCGUGGAGGGAUGCGAGUGCAACAGAGGGUUUGUACUCAGUGGAGGGAAAUGUGUUUCUCUUGACGCCUGUGGCUGCUGGCAUAAUGGCCAGUACUACGAGAAAGAUGAAGUUCUCAUGGAAGAAAACUGUGAAAGAAGGUGUCAAUGCCUGGGAAAUGCAUGGGUUUGCACUCCAAUGUCCUGUGGUCCUCAAGAAAUCUGCAAAGUUCAAAAUGGGCAUUUGGGAUGUUAUCCAGAAAGCACUGCUACUUGCCACAUCUACGGCGACCCACACUAUAAAACCUUUGAUGGGAAACUUUACCAUUUCCAAGGCGCUUGUAACUAUACAGUGACGGAGACCUGUGGAAAUACAUCCGUCAGCUUCACAGUUACGACUCGAAACGAGCACAGGGGUAAUCCAACGUGGACGGCCAUCAACUCUGUUGCUCUUCAACUUGAAGAUGUGCAUAUAGCCGUGAGAAAGAACAAUCUGGUUUAUGUGGAUGAGGUCCUGAAGACCACUCUUCCUUGGAGUCCCAGACCAGGGAUAAGUGUGUCUCAGAGUGGCUCUUAUGUGGUGAUUGACACCCACUUUGGCCUGCAGCUGAAGUUCAAUGGAGACCAUGAGCUUCUAGUCCACGUGAGGGAGAGGUACCAAGGGAAGCUGUGUGGACUGUGUGGCACUUACAGCAACAGCCAGAAAGAUGACUUUAUGAGACCAGAUAAAGUUGUGGUUCAGGAUUUCAAUGAGUUUGGGCACAGCUGGAGGGUGUCUGAUGACAAGUGGCCAUGUGCUUCUGAUCCGCCUCCACCUCCACCACUGUGCCCCCCAGUCUUGGAACAAGAGGCUGAGCAGCACUGUGGGAUCCUCCUGGCUAAAGACGG